AUACCACGUGCCAAUGGAAUUGGCUCUUCUAUUUACACAUGGAUUUAUAUCUUCCAGAAUAUUCACAAGACCAACAUUUGUGACCUUGUUACCAGCAUUAUCUGCCUCUUAGUUCUGGUUCCAGCCAAAGAACUGAAUGAAUGCUUCAAAUCUAAGCUUAAAGCUCCCAUCCCUAUUGAACUUUUUUUGGUAGUUGGUGCUACUCUUGACUCUCACUUUGGUCAUCUCAAAGAAAAAUAUGGUUCCAGUAUAGCAGGUGAAAUUCCUACAGGAUUCCUAAUGCCGAAGCCAACAGAAUGGGGCUUAAUUCCCAACAUAGCAUUGGGGGCAUUGUCCAUUGCAAUUAUAGGGUUUGCAAUCACCGUCUCUCUUUCAGAGAUGUUUGGCAAGAAACAUGGGUAUGAAGUGAAGGCUAAUCAGGAGAUGUAUGCCAUUGGAUUUUGCAACAUCAUUCCUUCAUUUUUUCAUUGCUUUACCACAAGUGCUGCUCUUGCAAAAACGCUAGUUAAAGAGUCCACCAGUUGCAAAACUCAAGUCUCAGGAUUCAUGACCUCUUUAGUCCUUCUCUUAGUCCUACUGGUAAUUGCUCCUCUUUUUUACUCUCUCCAAAAAUGUGUUCUUGGAGUUAUCACCAUAGUGAACUUAAGAGAUGCCCUUAGAAAAUUUUUAGAUCUUCCCAAGAUGUGGAAAGUCAAUAAAGUGGACACCUCUAUUUGGUUGAUCACCAUGUUUUCAUCAGCAUUAGUUAGUACAGAAUUGGGACUAUUGACUGGCAUUGUCUUUUCAAUGCUGUGUGUCAUUGUAAGAUCUCAGAAACCUGGGGUAACACUGCUAGGCAGAGUGGAGGCCUCAGAUGUAUAUGAAUCUAUGACUGUAUAUAAGGACCUGAACACCACAAAAGGAGUUAAGGUCUUUCGAUUUGAAGCCCCACUCUAUUAUGUGAAUAAGCAGUGCUUUAAAUUAACCUUGUAUAAAUCUGUUGGUGUAGAUCCAGUAUUAGUGGCAUUAGCAGAGAAGAAAGCUGCAAAGAAGAAAGAGAAGUGGCAGAAGAAAGAGGGCAUCGCAGAUACCAGUCUUACUACAACGGAAGUUGUACAGAGACUCUACCAGGAGCAGAUGCCACUUCACUCUGUAAUCAUUGACUGUAGUGCCAUCCAGUUCAUUGAUACAGCAGGGUUAAACACUUUGAAAGAAGUCUUGAAAGAUUAUGAUGACUUUGGUAUUCGUUUUCCGCUGGCUUAGUGCAGCAGUUGUGUGAGAAAUUCGCUUAGGAAUGGGGACUAUUUAAAAAGGGAGGAAGGGACUAUGGUAUUUCACAGCGUUCAUCAAGCUGUGCAGUUUGCACUGUAUGAGCAGGAACAAAAAGAUGCUUUUGUUAAUGGGUCAGCAGUUUAAAAGAGGUAGAGGCGAAAGAU
Bufo bufo (common toad) is the source of this 1415-nucleotide messenger RNA. RefSeq names its product sulfate transporter-like. The record is from RefSeq and is a predicted model, not a curated record. Gene Ontology annotation, cellular component: membrane. NCBI's taxonomy places the organism in Eukaryota, Metazoa, Chordata, Amphibia, Anura, Bufonidae. Gene Ontology annotation, biological process: transmembrane transport. Gene Ontology annotation, molecular function: chloride transmembrane transporter activity; sulfate transmembrane transporter activity; oxalate transmembrane transporter activity.